AUGUUUUUACUUGGAUUCGGACUGCGAUUCAAACAAUCUCGAGACACGUUUGAUUGGCCAAGAGUCGUGCUUGCUGUCGAUUUUGUCGCGUUCGUCUUUAGACUCGUUCACAUAUUCUCUGUUCAGAAAACACUUGGCCCUAAACUCAUUAUAAUUCUACGGAUGGUACAGGACCUGUUGUAUUUUUUGGUAAUUAUGGCUGUGAUUUUAUUGGCUUACGCCAUUGCCUCGCACUCCAUUCUCUAUCCCGGUGAUCCAAUUACUUGGGAAACUGCUAGACAAAUAAUUAGGAAGCCUUACUUGCAUCUUUAUGGAGAACUUUUUCUAGACGAGACUGAAGAUUCAACGGAUUGUACAAAUGACGCUAGCCUAUGGACGAAUGGAACAAGUCCACGCUGCCCAAGCGAGACCGGCAAGAUUGUGGUUCCCAUCAUGAUGGGAGUUUAUCUGCUGUUUUCCAAUAUCCUGCUCCUUAACCUUCUUAUUGCAAUGUUUAGUUACACAUUUACAAAAAUCCAUGAGCAAUCAGACAAGAUUUGGUGUUUCCAGAGAUACUUUAUUAUCAAGGAUUACGCGCUACGGCCUAUAUUAUGUCCUCCUUUAAACGUAUUGUGGCACAUAUACCAGCUUUUUCAAUGUUGUCGACAUAAAUGUAAAAGAUCUCAGGAAUCAGAUGAUCCUUUCCGCUUGAUCAUUUGUCUGGAUUGUUUCGAGGCUCUGAAUAAGAAAGUGGAUGAUUUGGAGACGAAGGAGGAUGAGUUUAGACGCCUGAUUCUGGCUCAGCUUAAUAGAAUGCAGGACAGUAUCGACAACCUGCAUAGGAAGAAGACGUUCAGAAGUUUCCCUUCCUGCAAUCGCAACUACAGGGUGCCGUCGUGCGUACACUUGUGGAUGAGCGCUAACAAACGCCACCUGAUCAUGUUUUACACCCGCUGCAACAGAGAAUUAGUCAAUGCAGGCAUCUAUGGAGCUACCAGUUCCGCUGACAGCGAACAUAAGGCGGAGGACAAAAAGGGAGCCGUAAUGUAA
Messenger RNA from Dreissena polymorpha, 1029 nucleotides. RefSeq names its product transient receptor potential cation channel subfamily M member 4-like. The coding region runs from base 1 to 1029 and encodes 342 amino acids. Gene Ontology annotation, biological process: calcium ion transmembrane transport. The transcript has 10 exons. Gene Ontology annotation, molecular function: ligand-gated calcium channel activity. The record is from RefSeq and is a predicted model, not a curated record. Lineage: Eukaryota; Metazoa; Mollusca; Bivalvia; Myida; Dreissenidae. Gene Ontology annotation, cellular component: membrane.